This is a messenger RNA of Ceutorhynchus assimilis (cabbage seed weevil), 1125 nucleotides long. The record is from the annotation of a GenBank genome assembly. Lineage: Eukaryota; Metazoa; Arthropoda; Insecta; Coleoptera; Curculionidae.
AUGGAUCCCACUAAAACUACAGAGGAUUCACCAUGUGAAACCCAGUUACUAAAAUUCUCCCAAAACUUGUCAAAUUGCCACCUGGUUCCUGUAAAAGUCAACCAACUGAAAAUUCAGAAGAUUGAAGCCAACCAAUGGAUAGUACUGAGUCCAGAACAUACUGUGGCAGCUCAAAAAUGCGACAACCAGAACGAGAAGAUACCCUUAAAAGGAACAUAUCUAAUUGAACUCCCUCCUAAUUGUGAAAUCGAAAUAAAUAACAUUUAUUUGAGAAACCUUAAUAGUAUUAAACGUCAAUUCAAAAAUAUUAACUUUCCCAAAUUAAAUUUUGAAUUAUUAAAAGAUAAAAUUGUCACUAAUAUCAAACCUAUCAAAUUAGAUGAUAUAAACUUAAAUGAAAUCAAUUCAGUCAAGAACGCAUUAGAAAUCGAAGAAAAGAAGAUCAACCAAAUCGAAGAACAAGCAAUCAACUUCAAUACUAUUAAUGGCUGGACAAUAAUAACUUAUCUAAUAAUUUUUAAAGUUGUCAAAAUUAGUCAAUGCUUAAAAAUGGCUUUUAGAUUGCAAAUUCAGUGUUUUAUAUGUGAAGUGGAGGGUAAUCCCAGACAGAUGGCCAUCCUAAGGCAAAAUGAUAACCAAAAAGUGAAUAUUGCCAAGAGGCGAAGAGAAGAACUUUCACUACCGGCGGCAAUGGAAGUGAAUGGUAAUAAUAGUCGUCUAUGCCUAAAUUGCAAUAGAAGCAUUUUAGAGGAAAUUCAUGCCUAUGAAGAGGACGCCGAUCCAACGAUAAUGAAUCUACCUUUAAAAUAUAGUGCACAUCAAUGUCUUAUUUGCGAAAAUCCUGAAAACAUUCAACAAUUAUCGCUAGAAACAAGAGUUUCAACCUUUAUACAAAAAGGUAUAUACAUACCCAGCAUCUGUAGGAUUUGUCCUGUUCAUCUGGACGAUAAUGGUUUUUUACUUUAUCCCGUACAAAAUGGAAUUCGAUCCCUUAGAAGGCCUUACGAAUUAAAAGGAAGAGAGCUUUCUUCUUUCAUGUCCAAAAUGCAAGAAAGACAAAAAGAUGAUUUGCCAAAACCAAGAGCAAAUUUGGAUUUAAGACAACAGAAUUAUAGUUUUUUCUGA